GAACUAACAUGCUAUUUGCCAGUCUGUAGAUGUUGUUGGAGAAUUUACAGACAAUGAAUACCUGCUUCUAGUUCUAAUACCAAAUAUGAGAUGCGAAUCUAGAAAGGAAAGCAAGGACUUGUCUGCAGCUCAGCAAUAUACACUCAGGAAGAUUAAAUGCCCACAAUGAUUUAAUUUUAAUAACAGGAAGCUGUGAGAUAUCACAGUGUCCAGGAAUAUUCAGCAUCACAGCGUAAAAAGCUCCCCUGCUGCAUCAAAUAAGGCUCGGCUGGAGUUUGAGCAAAUCUGGUCACAUGUUUAGUGUAUGUACAGGCACAGAUCAGACUGGCUGUGUGCUGGAAAGCCGCGUUGGAAACCAUCAAGACUCCGAGGCGAAAGGAACUUUGGAGUGUAUUAAAAAGGCAGAUCAGAUUUUAGUUCAACAGCACAAACAGAUUACAAGGAUUUAAAGGGGGGGGGGGCUGAUCUCUCUUAAAAGGAUAUCUACAAUCAUUUGAUGCUCUCAAGACUGCAAGUAUUAUUGAAGAAUCAUAGGAAAAAUAUGUUCACAUUUUUCCCUGUGACAUGGAUCUAAUGUGCUACAAAGAUGUGGAAACCAAGGAUGUGACCUCCCGUUGUCUGCUUUUGUUAUAAUUAGCAGUUAAACUGUUCUGUGACUGUUGUGAGUACAAAUACCUGCCCUCUCAUUCAAACUGAGAGACGGAGGAGGAUUACAUUAUUGCUUUGUGCCAGGAUUUUUAGACUGAUGUGCAUGUUGCCGUUGGAGAUGAGGGAACAGCAGUUUGAAAGAGUUUUUAAGGAGAAGACAGAUCCACCUAUGGUUUUGGAGUAACAGAUUUAUUUGCAAUAGUUGAGAUUAUAGGCAGAGGCAGUAAUGGAUUUGUGUGCAUUACACAACUGCCCUAGCCUAAAUAAAUUGUGUAUUCUGGAUUCAAAAACUGGCAAGACACUUUGGAUAAAAAAAUGUGACUUCUUGGAGUCUCUUAUGUAUAAAGGGCUGUGAGAGGGAAAAAAAAUCAUCAUGAUCAUGUAUGGAGUGAUGCUGCUCAACUCCAGCAGUGCUACAGAAGCCCAGAUCAUGCUACAGACCAACACUCCUUACCUGAGCAGCACCCAAAGACCUGUCAGCUCUUCAGCCUUCUACAUGUCCACGGCCAGGGUGCUCAAGGAAGGGGAGAUAAACAAACCUGACCUAAUGACUUACAUUGUCCUCUUUGUCCUCCUUUUUCUGUCAGUGACUCUGAUUGUCCUUUUCAUUAACUGUCAGCUGAGAAAUUCCUUCUUUGCAGGUUUCCCCUAUGACAGAUCCCUAAGGGAAGCCAGGAGCCCCUGGAAAACACAGUCUGUCUGAAGGGACCAGCAUAGGCAGCAUCUGAGAUGUAUUUCUUAAUUCACUUUUUAUAGCUAUACAAACUAAGGCAAGCUAGGAUUUGUUUCAUAUAUCACCACUGUUUGAAUGUCAUUUUAUUGUGAUGUUCAGAAAAUUAUUCAUUUGUGCCACAGAGGAUACUAAGCUGUCAAGGGAUGAUGUGGAUUGAGCAAUUUUUAGGAAAGGUUUAUAACCUUAUAUUCUGUAUAUUAUGUAUAAUGUGACGCUGACGUCCAUGCAUUUAUCUCAAUUUAUAUUAUUCAUAAACUCAGAAAUAUUCACAGAUUGCUGUCAGAAGAGGCAGAAGUGACAUUUUAGGAAUGACUACUGAAUGCUUAGGAGGGUUUGACAUCUACUUUUUGCCUGUCUUUUCUAUAUACAGGAAUAUUUAAUGUAACUGAUAUUUUAUGUGUUUUCUCUGGACAAUAAUAACUCUUAGUGCCUGGAUCCCUUACAUUCUAUAGACAUAGAUCCAUUCCCUGAUAAAGUCAUUUUGAUUUUAUUAAAGAAAUGUAAUACAGCACAAUGCUCUUCCGAAUGCAGAGAUCAAGCACCUUCAUUCCGUUUGAUAUGGUGACUUUUCCAGAAUUAAACACAGCUUUGCCAGAAUCAAAUGUUUUGAUCAAAGGCAUUCAAAAAUCUUUGAUUCCUUUAGCAUAUUCCAGGUUAUUGUUGUUCAGAAAAAGUAUAUUUUUCUUUAUUUUUUUGUGCAACAAUAUUUGCUGCUUAAAUACAUUAACCACUGCAGAUUUGAUUUACUAAGUAUUUAGUAAGUCACAGUCUGGUUUUUUUUAAAUCUUAAUAUUUAUAAUCACAUUUAUUUCAAGGGUUUAAAAUAAAAAUGUUGUAUAAACGUACAUGUGAUUAAUGAGGAUACGCUGAGAUUUAGCAGUAUUAUUAGUCAUCAUCUGCUUCUUUUAAUGUAGGUAGGGUAUUAGAAACCUUCUAAUAGCAGAACAAAUAUGUAAAUAAAAAUAAUAUAUCAGUUAUGCUGAUACAUAAUUACGCAAUUCAUCCAAACAUUUAAAAAAUAUUGGGCGUAAUUCAUGUUGAAACAGUAUUAUAAAGCUGAUGCACUAACAUGUAUUUGUAGGAUCUAACAACUUAUCUUCGAUACAUCUGUCAGUUACAAAUAAUAAAAAAAAAAAUGAAAACCA
Messenger RNA from Rana temporaria (common frog), 2526 nucleotides. It is a transcript of the gene SMIM32, whose product is annotated as small integral membrane protein 32. The transcript has a single exon. The record is from RefSeq and is a predicted model, not a curated record. Bases 1022 to 1351 code for a protein of 109 amino acids. Lineage: Eukaryota; Metazoa; Chordata; Amphibia; Anura; Ranidae.